Messenger RNA from Glycine soja, 2075 nucleotides. RefSeq names its product probable 2,3-bisphosphoglycerate-independent phosphoglycerate mutase. Lineage: Eukaryota; Viridiplantae; Streptophyta; Magnoliopsida; Fabales; Fabaceae. Bases 219 to 1823 code for a protein of 534 amino acids. The transcript has 6 exons. The record is from RefSeq and is a predicted model, not a curated record. Gene Ontology annotation, molecular function: metal ion binding.
AAAAGCGAGCCUCUGAAAGUGAUUAAAUUGCGUUGUCUGUCUUAAUUCCUCCAUCUUAGUCCCCUGUCAUUUGCAGACUCAUCUCUCUGGAUCGCUGAUAUUCAUUGAUCAACUUUGAAAGGUUACAUUUUUCUUUUAAAUAUUAUUUUCCUUAUUAAUUUUGUUGCUAAUCCAUUUCUGUGCAUGUUCACUACGCUAAGUUCAGAAAUGGGAGAUCGAUGCAAUUGCACAUGUUAAGGGAUUUGGUGGUGAAGACAUCAGUUAGAGUGAUUUGUUAUUUGCUUUUUAACCCUACUAUUUAUAACUUGAGGGAAACACGGGAAAAAAGGACCAGAAUGAAUAGUACACAGGUGCCAAAGAAAAGAGUGGCAUUUGUGCUGAUUGAUGGAUUGGCUGAUGUGUCACUGCCAAAGCUUGGAUACAAGACUCCUCUUCAGGCAGCAAAACUGCCCAACUUGGAUGCCAUAGCAUCUGCUGGAGUUAAUGGACUAAUGGACCCUGUUGAGGUUGGCUUAGCUUGUGGAAGUGACACUGCUCAUCUUUCCUUGUUGGGUUAUGAUCCCAGGGUUUAUUAUCGCGGCCGAGGAGCAUUUGAAUCCAUGGGGGCUGGAUUGGCCAUGUCACCUGGCGAUAUUGCUUUUAAGUCAAACUUUGCAACUCUCGAUGAGAAAACUGGAAUAGUCACCAGUAGGAGAGCUGACAGGCACUUUGAAGAAGAAGGCCCCAUCCUUUGUGCUGCCCUAGAUGGAUUGAAGCUGCCAUCUUUCCCUCAAUAUGAAGUCAGAGUCAGGUAUGCAACAGAACAUAGAUGUGGAGUAGUUGUUAAAGGACCAAAUCUGAGUGGAAAUAUAUCAGGAACAGACCCAUUGAAGGACAACCGCUUACUUUUGAAAGCAGAAGCUUUAGAUGAUUCUCAUGAAGCAAGGAACACUGCCGCUGUUGUUAAUGAGUUGUCCAAGGAAAUAACAAAAAUUUUGGUUUCUCAUCCAGUGAAUGCUAAACGUGCUGCAAAAGGGAAGAACAUAGCAAAUGUAGUCCUUUUAAGAGGCUGCGGCAUUCGAAUUGAGGUUACCCCAUUUUUAAAUAGACAUGGUUUGUGGCCAUGCAUGGUAGCUCCAACGAAAAUAAUUGCUGGCCUGGGCUUAUCACUUGGUAUUGAUAUUCUAGAUGCUCCUGGAGCAACUGGGGACUAUCGAACUUUACUAACAUCAAAAGCAUCAGCAAUAUCUAAGGCACUCUCAGCUCCUUUACAGUCCUGUCCCAGAGUUUUUGUACCUGGAGAGGAUGAGCUUAAAGCAGGCCGGUCAGAUGGCUAUGACUUUGGAUUUCUUCAUAUUAAGGCAAUAGAUGAUGCUGGCCAUGACAAAGCAAGCAUCCUCAAAGUCAAAGCAUUAGAAGCUGUAGAUAAAGCCUUGGGACAGCUGGCAAGGCUUCUAUGGGAAGCAGAAUCAACAGGAAAAUUUCAGUUUUUCCUUUGUGUCACAGGAGAUCACUCUACUCCAGUAGAAUAUGGAGAUCAUAGCUUUGAAUCGGUCCCGUUCGCAAUUUGCCGGUUGAAAGACUUUGUUGGUGCAAUUGGGGAAUCCACUAUUUCCAAAUCUUCUCUUGACCCAUUUCCUAUUCCAAGUGUUAAGUCGGGUGAAGACUUGCUUGAUGAUUUGGAAACAGAAGAGAGAGACAAAUGCUGUGAAGCUUAUAGUGGUGAUUCGGUUUAUGAGCUGAAUGAAGUGGCAGCUGCAAAGGGAUGUCUGGGGCGUUUCCCUGGGGGAGAAAUGAUGGGAAUUAUAAAGAAAUUCAUUAACUUAGAUGCGGGAACUGAUUAACUAAGGAAGCUAGGAGUUGUUAUGAGACUUUUUCUUUUCUCACUCUGAAAUCAAAGUGAUUUCAGUUUCAGGGUACAAAAAAUCAAAUUUUGAACUUUUGUACUAAGUGUAGAAUAAGAAGCUUUGUUCUCAAAAUAACUAUGUAAACUCAACUUAAAUAAAUUUCUCUGUUGUUUUUGCACUCUCGUAGGAGAGUCCUAAAGCUUGAUAUGAAUUCAAGAAAUUCUGAUGAGCUUCUGUUGUGUGACUUGA